Molecule: messenger RNA, 420 nt
Organism: Pseudozyma flocculosa PF-1
Lineage: Eukaryota; Fungi; Basidiomycota; Ustilaginomycetes; Ustilaginales; Ustilaginaceae
Exons: 4
Coding region: 1-420 (139 amino acids)
Biological process (GO): actin filament debranching; negative regulation of Arp2/3 complex-mediated actin nucleation
Cellular component (GO): actin cortical patch
Molecular function (GO): actin binding; Arp2/3 complex binding
Source: RefSeq, a predicted model, not a curated record
AUGAGCACGACAACGACGGUGGAUAUCCCGGCCUCGGUGCUCGAGGAGACGAAACGGUUCCGGCUGUCCAAGUCGUCUUCGGCGGGUCUGGCGGCAUUGGUGUACAAGAUUGAGAAGAAAUCGCUCUGCCUCGUCGUCGAAGACCGCAUCGAGGGCGCCCUCGAGGAUGUACUUGAAGAGCUGCCAGAGAAUAGCCCCAGGUUCCUCGUCGUUUCUUAUCAACUCCAACACCGCGAUGGUCGCGUCAGCUACCCACUCUUCAUCCUCUACUGGGCACCGACAACGUCUUCAAACGACCAGUCGAUGCUCUACGCAUCGGCCCUCUCCAACUUUUCCGUACAGGUCGACAUCGCCAAAGUCAUCGACGUGCGCGAUGGCGAACUCUCCAAGCAGGCCCUCGAAGAGAGACUCGGCGCUUAA